Molecule: messenger RNA, 771 nt
Organism: Caenorhabditis remanei
Lineage: Eukaryota; Metazoa; Nematoda; Chromadorea; Rhabditida; Rhabditidae
Exons: 5
Coding region: 1-771 (256 amino acids)
Biological process (GO): ubiquitin-dependent protein catabolic process
Cellular component (GO): proteasome core complex; nucleus; proteasome core complex, alpha-subunit complex
Source: RefSeq, a predicted model, not a curated record
AUGUUCCGUAACCAAUACGACAGUGAUGUUACCGUUUGGAGUCCACAGGGACGUCUUCAUCAAGUCGAAUACGCCGUGGAGGCUAUGAAACAAGGAUCGGCAACCGUUGGAAUCAAGAGCGACACCCACGCCGUCAUCGUCGCCUUGAAGAGAGCCCAAAACGAGUUGUCGUCGCAUCAAAAGAAGAUUUACGAAAUCGAUGUUCACGCUGGAGUGUCCAUCGCUGGACUCCUCUCCGAUGGUCGUAUCUUGGCUCGGUUCCUCCAAACUGAAUGCUCCAGCUGGCGUUGGGACUACAAGCAACCCGUACCAAUCAAGAAACUCGCAGAGGCUAUGCAAUUGAAAUUGCAAGCAAACACUCAGUAUUAUGGACGUCGUCCAUUCGGUGUUGGCAUUCUGAUUGCCGGAUAUGACAAAGACGGAGCACAUAUCAUUCAAACCGAUCCAUCGGCUGAAGUUGUUAGCAUGCACGGAACUUCAAUUGGAGCCCGAUCACAAUCUGCUCGUACUUAUCUUGAGAGAAAUGUCGACAAAUUCGAGAAAUCAUCUCCUGAAGAACUGAUUGUACAUGCUCUUCUCGCUCUUCGUGAUACUCUUCCAGCUGAGGAGAAUCUUAGCGCCCAAAAUACAUCUAUCGGAAUUGUUGGAAAGGACUCUCCAUUCAGCCUUCUUGAAGACGCUCAAGUCUCCGUUCAUCUCAACUCGGUCUCCACACAUCCACGUACCACUGCUCAAGCUCAAGGCGGUGGUGCCGAGCCAAUGCAGAUGUAG